Hemiscyllium ocellatum (epaulette shark) is the source of this 3320-nucleotide messenger RNA. Its product is annotated as immunoglobulin-like domain-containing receptor 1. Gene Ontology annotation, cellular component: plasma membrane. The transcript has 8 exons. Gene Ontology annotation, molecular function: high-density lipoprotein particle receptor activity. Bases 171 to 1856 code for a protein of 561 amino acids. The record is from RefSeq and is a predicted model, not a curated record. Lineage: Eukaryota; Metazoa; Chordata; Chondrichthyes; Orectolobiformes; Hemiscylliidae.
ACAACGAACCGGUUCCACCGGGAUGAGGGAAACACAAUAGGAGGGCAGAGAAACUGCCAGCCACAUUUAUUACCGGAACUCUGCCCUAAAAUCGCCAGGCCUUGUACCUGUGAUGACUUUGGAAAAGUGAAGCAAUCGGUAACGAAUUAAAGAAGGGACUGAAAACAACAAUGAAGAAACUCGGCGCCUAUGUUGUUUUCUCCCUCACUCAAACAGCAUGCCUUGCAUUGUUGGUGACGGUGCAGGAAACCCAACGUGUCACAAUGCUUUUCUCAUCCAUUGCUCUAAGGUGUGAUUAUUCAACGUCCUCUCAGUCUCAGGAUGUCGUUGUCACCUGGCGUUUCAAGUCAUUUUGCAAAGACCCCAUAAUGGAGUACUAUUCGUCAUCAUACAUUGCUAUGUUGAGUAUGGGCCAAGAUCCUACCAAUGAUUGCCAUGACGACCAACGCACUGUGCGAAUCGUUAUUCAGAAACGGGGACAGAAUGAGCCAAUUCUGGGGCAUGAAUAUAGACAACGGAAGAUUACUAUUCAGAACAGGGCUGACCUGUGGAUUAGUGAAGUGAUGUGGUGGGACCAUGGUGUUUACUUCUGUACAGUUGAGGCACCAGGAGAUACAACAGGAGAUUCAGACAAAGAAGUUCGCCUUAUUGUUUUACAUUGGCUCACAGUGAUAUUGAUUAUCAUGGGCAUUUUGCUGUUGUUCAUACUGAUUAGUAUCUGUUGGUGCCAGUGUUGCCCACAAAGGUGCUGCUGUUAUCUCCGAUGUGUCUGCUGCCCAAAACGUUGUUGUUGCCCAGAGGAAGCUCUUCUAAGACAUGAAUUUGUUAAACAGGCAAAGCAGGGUAUGUUACCAUGGAUGUUUAACAGGCCCAUGUAUGGAGAGGAUGGAAGGAAUUCUCAGCUAAACUCAAUCUACAUGAAUGGACUGACACAAAGAGAUUUUUCCACGAAGAACAGUAUACCAUUGUCUGUGGUCCCUUACAGUGGUCACCCAAAUUCUUCUGUUAAGAUGCUGGACUAUAUAGAGAAUGAGGUGAAAAACUUGAACACUGUCCAGCCUCUCCAAAAUGGAAUCCGUACAAGUGGUAGUGCACCUCCCAGUGUGCUUUCAUCACUAAAUGAAAUUGGAGUUCGAGAAAUAGAUCGUCGUGUCAUCCACCUACCUCCAAUAAUGGAGGCAAUCCAUGACUCGAGUUUUCCAUCAUCACAACGAACUAGCAACUCAUCGCAGAGGAAUAAUCAACGAAGGGCUAGAAGUCAUGAGGAUAUUUUGGAUAUGGGGCUUCCCAGAAGUCAAAGGUCUCAGGAAGGAUCGAGGUCCAGUAGGAGCUCUCAAGACCGAAGAACUAAUCGAUCUCGAGGGAAUGGCAGAGAUGACUUUGAAGAUGGCUGGCAGAGAGGUCAGUUGCUCCCAAGAAGACAGAAUUUUGAAGAUUAUAAUGAUAAUUCUGAUUAUGAGGACAGGUCAAGACACAGCAGCUCAAACCAGAGGCAUGGCAGAAGAGGUUACGAGGAGAACAGACGACCACAUCACCGAAGCAAUCAAGAUUAUUCACCUGAAAGAAGAAAUAGGCGCAGAGACCGAAGCUAUUCUCCUCCAUCUCGUGGAAGACGACAAGGAUCAUGGAGUUCCCUGGAUGAUUAUGAUAAUCGCUCUCGAUAUAACAGGGUGCGAUCGGAUGAUCGAAUGGCAGACUGGUUGGAUACCUUGAAGAAGCCAUUUAAGUAUCAUGAGAAGCCCCCAAGCUACCAUUCUGUAGAUGGUGGUUCAGAGGAAAGCAGUGCAAGAAGAUCCAAUCAUGGACGACAAUCGGAUCGGGGCAGUUCUCGUAGCGGCAGAAGUGUAGUGAUCUGAAGAAAUCUCCAGUCAUUGUAUUCCAUAUCUGCAGGGUGGGUUGUAACAUAGAUGGCGACAUUCUUUUUUAAGCAGAACUUUUCAUCAUGUACAUUUGAGGAUGGAACCGAAGGCCAAUUUAUAUAUGGUUUUAAGACAUGUUUGUGUGAUUUUGCAACAGAAGCUAAUUACAUGGGACGAACAAAACUUGUCAUCUGUGCUGAUUUUUAGAAUGGGCAAAUUAUGGUGAUAAAAUUUCAUGGUCAAGUGCUAGUUUAAAAUUGUCUCAAUGUUUUUAAAAACAAAGCACUUCAUGUGAAAUUCCUGCUUACCUCCAACUAUAUCUUUAGAUGUUUGUAAACGUGAAGAAUAAAUGUUCUCUAUUUUUGAGGAAAUAUACUGGCACACCACUACGUUGUGAUCCAUGGACACCUAUCAUGAGACCAGGUAAUGCCAUUAAAAGCACAAAAGUGGUAGAAAGAAUUAUGAAGAUUUGCAGAUAAGUUGAACAAAAUAGCUCCUUAAACCAAUUGGAUCUGAUUGUCAAUGAAAUCCUAUUCAAUUACCAAUAUUUUCUCUGGUGUCAAAAUGUGAAUAUACAUGUAUGAUCAGGCAAUUCAAAUUCACAGAUGGUGAGUUCUAACUUUUACAGCUAACACAAAAUUGUUUAGAGUGUACAGUCAACAAAAUCAAUACAUUUUUACACUAUAUGGCCAUUUAUUGAAAAGAUCCAUCAUUUCAACUGUGUACAUUUACUCCUUGCCUCUUCCUUUGCUGAUGUAGGAUAUUUUGAAGUUGCAGCAAUUGAUUUCUGGUUUGUUUCCAACCAGCUCUGUGAUUCCUCAAUGUCAUGGAUUUCUGUAUGUGAUGGGGCCAGAGGUUUGGUCUUGGUAUCAUCACAAUCAGCUUCAGCUUACUCAAUGUCUUGAACAUUUGGAUCUGUUAUACUGGCCAAUCGUCUGAGUGACAGUACAAGUACACAUGGCUGUAUCCUAAAUAUGACUAAUACUUAUUCAUAUAGAGGAAAACCUGAGUUCAAUUACAAUGGUAACACUUCCCUGGCUGAACUAUUAAAUUUGUCACUGGGCUGUCAUUGUACUGGUUGAUUCUCAAUGUGACUGGAAAUGAAAAAGUUUGGCACCGUUUUAUUCUAUUCAAUUGCUUGUUGGUAGAGAUAAAUUUACAUGAAAACUUUGGGAUACAAGAAGCCACUGUAAUAAUAUUCUGCCUAAAACAGACUGUUGUAAAAGACCCCCAGUGUAUUAUACUAACUGAGGCUAUCUGUGGACAUUUCAGUAACCCUGUAUUUUAGAAUGUAAAUCUAACAAAAAAAAACUUGUCUAUUUUACAAAGAUGUGUUAUUUUAGAAAGCAGCAAAAAGAAAACUUGUCAAAAGAAUUACAAGUGUUUUUGCUCCUAGAAAAUUUUGAAGUUUGAGAUUUGGAGAGCUAAUAAGUUGGAAUUGUUUCCUAAUUUUGAGUAUAU